This is a messenger RNA of Hippocampus zosterae (dwarf seahorse), 2305 nucleotides long. It is a transcript of the gene slc37a4a, whose product is annotated as solute carrier family 37 member 4a. The record is from RefSeq and is a predicted model, not a curated record. Gene Ontology annotation, molecular function: glucose 6-phosphate:phosphate antiporter activity. Lineage: Eukaryota; Metazoa; Chordata; Actinopteri; Syngnathiformes; Syngnathidae. The transcript is spliced from 8 exons. Gene Ontology annotation, cellular component: endoplasmic reticulum membrane. Bases 585 to 1874 code for a protein of 429 amino acids. Gene Ontology annotation, biological process: phosphate ion transmembrane transport; glucose-6-phosphate transport.
GAAGUGUAGCGGCGCUGUGAUUGGCUCACGUAAUACGGAUACGUCAUUACAGCAAUAGAUUAUUCGUUGAAGAUAUCGUUCAAAUCGAUGCACGCUAUUCUGAACAUAGCGGGCACAACAUCAAGUUCAGUUUCGCAGUUUGAUUUUAAAAUGUUGCUUUAUGCUUUUAUAAAGGAAAAAAAUGGCAGUAAAUUAUUAACUUCAUUAGUCCAAGGGUCCCAUAAGCAUAUCUCGACAGCAUAUUUCAAGGUCAUUGUUAAUUUCGGGAAUUUUUUGAUGAAUAGUGCCAAUCUUUUUUCAGGAUUGUAUGAUCAUAAAAAACAACAUACCUAACCUGUAAUACCCACCAAGAGGCCAGAUUAAAUCAUUUCUGGUGUUUGGGAGUUGACCAUUAACUUGUACAGAUUACAAACAGUCCUUAGUUGUAAACAGCAGCUGCUUCGACAUUGUAGAUCCUGAAGCAAAGUUCACCGGCAGGCAUCGGCUGCGGAUCUCCUCUCUGAAUUCUCUUUUCAAAUAUAUAUAUACAUAUAUAUAGAUAAAUAGAUAGAUUAUUUUAUUUUAUUUUUUUUACAUCUGCAGUCAUGGGUAGAGCAAGUUACGGAUACUAUCGGGGCACAAUAUUUUUGGCAAUGUUUGUUGGCUACACUCUUUACUACUUUAACAGAAAGACAUUCUCUUUUGUGAUGCCUUCGCUGAUGCAGGAGAUUGAACUGGACAAGGAUGAUCUCGGCAUGAUAACCAGCAGUCAGUCUUUGGCCUACGCUAUCAGUAAGUUCAUCAGUGGAGUGCUUUCAGACCAGAUCAGUGCCCGCUGGCUCUUCUCUAUUGGCUUGUUUGCGGUGGGAGGCAUCAACGUAGUCUUCUCGUGGUCAUCAACUGUGGCCGUCUUCUCUACCCUGUGGUUCCUCAACGGCUUGGGCCAGGGCCUCGGCUGGCCUCCCUGUGGCAGGGUGCUGCGCAAGUGGUUUGAGCCUUCUCAAUUUGGAACAUGGUGGGCGAUCCUGGCGUGCAGCAUGAAUCUGGCUGGCAGCCUCGGCCCUCUUAUUGCCACAGUGCUGGCCCAGAGUUACGGCUGGAGGGGCAUCCUCUGCGUGUCCGGAUUGAUCUGUGUGGCGUCAUCCUUUGUCUGCCUGUUGGUCAUCAAGAACGAACCCGAGGAUGUGGGGUUACCCGGUAUUGAAGUGGCGGCCAAGAAGAGCAAAGGAGGGUCUUCCAGCGAUGAGAGCACUCUGUCUGAGUUCCUGCUCUCACCUUACCUGUGGCUGAUUUCCGUGUCCUAUCUGGUGGUGUUUGGGGUGAAGACAGCCUGCACCGACUGGGGACAGCUGUUUCUCAUUCAGGACAAGGGACAGUCGACGCUGAUGGGGAGCUCAUACAUGAGUGCGCUGGAGUUGGGAGGUCUCGUAGGCAGCGUGGCAGCAGGUUAUUACUCUGACAAAGCUGUGGCAAAACAAGGCAUAAGAACCUACGGCAAUCCUCGCCACUUUGUCCUGAUCCUUAUGAUGGCAGGAAUGUUUGUGUCCAUGUACCUGUUUCGAGUCACGGUCACUCCGGACAGCCCGAAGGUGUGGAUACUCUUUUUGGGUGCUGCUUUCGGUUUCUCCUCCUACGGUCCAAUGGCCUUGUUUGGUGUUAUAGCCAAUGAGAGCGCUCCGUCCAACUACUGUGGGACAUCACACGCUAUCGUGUCUCUGAUGGCUAACGUUGGUGGCUUCCUCUCUGGGCUCCCAUUCAGCACCAUUGCCAAACACUAUGACUGGGAAAUGGCCUUCUGGGUUGCAGAGAUUGUCUGCGGCAUCACAGCUGUCUGCUUCUUCCUGCUGCGUAACGUUCGCACUAAGAUGGGUCACAUGUCCAAGAAAUCUGACUAAGAUGUCCUAAUUUCCCCACAAGAAGAUACAUAUGAAACCUUUGUCGUAUUAGAUUUUUUUUAUUUUAUACAAAUCACAUUAUUUUCAGCAUGUAAAAUUAAGCAAAAAAAAAUUGGAACAUGCUUGUAUCCAAAAACUGUUACACUGUCUAUGUAUCUCAUCAUUAAUUUAACAAGGGAACGAGUUAAAUGGGGUGGAUCCCCCACCCUCAAGGCAAAUAAUCAUUUCCGAGUUCCAAUGUUUCCAAGUUCUCAUUUCUAGUCCCACUCAUUUUUACAGAUAAUUUACUGCUGUUCAACUUUGGACGUUUCGUUCGAGACAUAUCUCCUCAAGCAGCCUCUCAAUGAUAUGAACCUACUCUGAAGAGUCAACCAUUUUCAAUGGUCUUAUGAGCUACCUUGCAAACAAUCGUGUCACUUGAAAUAUUAUUU